AUGGCUUCAUAUGGGUCGCCUGUCACACCCACAUCGGCCAACGGAAAGGGGAGGGGACCCCCCGUGGUCAAGAUCAAGACGGGCAUCGUUCAUACCAAUACCGUGGAGACGAAGGACGGUCAGAAGGUCCGAGCCAGGAUCGACCCUUCACUUGCAACCUCCGAAGUUGUGCGCCAACUAUGUUUGAGCCUCAAGCUCGCUGAAACCUCCAAACUAUUUGCACUUCGAACGGAUACUGAUGAGCUUGUGACGGAUGACAACCUGAGUAGAGUCGUGAGGGACAAGACACCGCUCAAGUUGACCAACGCACCUGGUAUCGAUGCUGCCGAAAUCGUCUCGAAGUUGCAGAGCCGGGAUGAAGUGAAUGUUCGGCCAGCCCUGAGGGAAUUAAGGAAGUUCAUCAAGGAGGACGAGUUCCUGUUAGCCUUUCUCAACCGCGAUGGGCUGCGCCAACUCCUUGAUAUCAUUCAAGCAUAUCACGGGAACAUUCUUUCUGCAGCGCUCACCGCGAUGGACAACCUGAUGGAAUUAGACAGAGGCUGGGAAAACUUGCCAUCAACAUUCAUAACCCGAAUUGUUGCCAUUAUCACUACAGAGAAUUCCAUCAACGUCUCACGCCCUGCCAUCUCUAUUCUCAAGAAACUUGUCGAGGCUGAUCCUCGCCACAACCCGGCACCGGGUCCCAGCUCGUCACGAGGCACGUUCAGCAAAGGCAAGGCACCUCUGACUGUGUACAACUAUGGAUUCGACGUAGUAUACGAGCAGACUAGGGUUCGUCCCGCGUUCUUAGAGACCGUUGUGGACCGCCUUGCUAGCCCAGAAGCUACGACCGCCUUGAAUAGUCUUCGUCUUAUUAAUGCGCUGAUUGCAUCGGCGACCGAUGAACACUGGGAGGAUUUCAUUCGACAACUGGAACAAUUGAAUGUUCGGAAGAAAGUGAUUCGUUUAAUGGACAACAACCAUGGAGAUGAUCUCUCUUCCUCCAUUCUUGAUUUCCAGUCAAACAUUGCCCGUGUCACAUACCGGCGUAAGACGACACCCGUGGACACCGGCAAUGAAACUCAUCGGAUAAUGCUGAAUCAGAUUCUCCUUGCUGCCGAUCUGCCUGCGGGUGAUGCGGAAGGGGACAAAUGGUCAAGGCUAGGAUUUGACAGUGAUAAUAUGCCCGCUGAAUUUGCGAGGGUUGGCGUGUUAGGACUUGAAUGCAUGCAUGAUUUGGCUAUGCGCGAUCGUGAAGACUUCUCAAAGAUGAUUCUGGCACAAGCAAACCGUGACCCAGAAAGGCGCUGUCCUUUUGCCCAAGCAUCGAAUGAGGUUGUAGAGCUCCUGUCGGAACACUGGAAUAUAUUUUCUGGAUAUUCCACCUCAACGUCAUACCAACCGUUCCUCCUUGCAUUUCACAGAGUGCAUAAUCUCACUACGCGUUUCUUCCUCCGGAUGUGGAACGACAGUAUGGCGGCUGUGUACGACUUUCCCCGAGUAGCGGCGCUUGUUCGUAGCCAGGUAAAAGUCGCGCUGAAAAAUGAGAGCACUACGUCCUGGUUUGAAGUCGAACGCGAAAUGCUAGAGAGCGAGUAUCGUAAAGUCCGCGAUCGGCAGAUGAAGGAGCUUGAGCUCGAAGACGACCUGCUCAAUAAGGCUCCUAUUCGGAAAUUACGAGAGACUUUGUACAGUGAAUCACUCAACUUUGUACGAGACCAGCGCUUCCAAUGUCUUAUGGACGGUGCCUGGUUCGUCAACGCUGUCCCUCUUGUUACGGCACAGAAGGACAGACCACAGCGGGCAUGGAGGUUCCUACGCCUGGACAAGACGAAGAAGUAUCUCUAUUAUGUGGACAGCCCUGUAAAGAUGCAAAUCCGAGGCGGGCUGGAGGACCUACCAGAGCGCAUCGAGGUCUCACAGAUUGCAGACGUACAAUUGCACAGCGGUGCCUCCGCCCCAGGACUCCUUCCCAACUCCCAGUCCGACAUCCACCCGCUCAACGGACUGUCCGCACACCCACAUUCCUUUUCCCUCAUCAGCGCCCAGGGUUACAGUCUAGCAGAUCAAGUAGCCGACAGCGGGGCAACCUUCUGCGACUGGGUAGACGGUCUGAACAUGCUCCGGCGAGACGGCAGCGUAGUACGGAGAGAGACGCAGGAUAUGGUCACCGUACUCACGGAAAUCGGCCUGAAGAUAAAGCUGCUCGACCUUACGGGCGAGAAAGUCGAUAUACCUACGACGCUGGCGUACGAGCCUCCGCCGGACAACCUCGAGUUCUUCUUUGCUGAUUGAGGCUGUAUAAUCUCCUGUUGUGCUGACUUGUGGGCUGCUUCCCUGCUGGACUAAGUGGACGUGGUAAUCUUAAUGCCGUAUAUAAUUGUUAGUCGGGAUUGGGCAGUGCCUAAUAUUUUUAUUCUCACACUGCAAUGUUAUCCCUUUGCUCCGCG
This is a messenger RNA of Dacryopinax primogenitus, 2429 nucleotides long. RefSeq lists its product as uncharacterized. Gene Ontology annotation, cellular component: plasma membrane. Lineage: Eukaryota; Fungi; Basidiomycota; Dacrymycetes; Dacrymycetales; Dacrymycetaceae. The coding region runs from base 1 to 2274 and encodes 757 amino acids. The transcript has 17 exons. Gene Ontology annotation, biological process: cell motility; actin filament organization. The record is from RefSeq and is a predicted model, not a curated record.